CUCCAUUGGCCGGGACAGAAAGAGGAGGGACCCACCGGCAGUCGGAUUCUUUAAACAAACUUUUCAGGAGGACUGCCUGCUUCCCCUUCGCACUGCUGUGUUGGUGACAGACAAAAGGAGUUUGAGAGGACUUCCAGAUAUUUCUACCUGAAGCCAAGGCCCAGAACAAGCAGCCGCCAUGUCGAGCAAGCGUGCCAAGGGAAAGACCACCAAGAAGCGUCCUCAGAGGGCCACCUCCAACGUCUUCGCCAUGUUCGACCAGUCUCAGAUCCAAGAGUUCAAAGAGGCGUUCAACAUGAUUGACCAGAACCGAGAUGGUUUCAUCGACAAGGAGGAUCUGCACGACAUGCUGGCCUCUCUGGGCAAGAACCCCUCUGAUGAAUACCUGGAGGGGAUGAUGAGCGAAGCACCAGGACCCAUCAACUUCACCAUGUUCCUCACCAUGUUUGGAGAGCGGCUCAACGGAACAGACCCCGAAGAUGUCAUACGCAACGCCUUCGCAUGCUUUGACGAGGAGGGAUCUGGUGUGAUCCAUGAGGACCAGCUGAGGGAGCUGCUGACCACCAUGGGCGACCGCUUCACGGACGAAGAGGUGGACGAGCUCUUCCGCGAGGCGCCUAUCGACAAGAAGGGCAACUUCAACUACGCAGAGUUCACGCGCAUCCUCAAACACGGCGCCAAAGACAAGGAUGACGAGUAGAGGGAGACAGCGACUUUCUCGGCACAUACAUGCUCCACAAAUCAACCCCCGGUUUCCAACUUUACGGACCUUGUUAGUUUUUAAAGAGCAAGUGUCCAUUGUUUGGAAGUCAUUUAGAUGUAAACAUGCUUAGUAUAAUAAAGCAGCUUAGGAUCCACUUGGGAUCCACAGUAAUAUUUAGCGGCAUCGUUUUUGGGAGGUGUAUUUGAAUCUCAUAGCUACAAGUCUCCUGUGGCUUCACGGAGGGCUGGGUGGAUGUUUUAAAUGUGUUGGCGGGUGGAUAGGCUGGGAUACUCCGUACCAACAAUGUUUACCUUACUUGCUAAUUAGCUACCACACCUGCACAAGCACUACAAACUGUCUCCUGAUUUGUAAUAUUUGAAUGCCUGCAUUGCGAAUGGUUAAAAAAAGAUGUAAUUUGGGUUGUUAAGUUGGUGAGUACUGGGGGGGAAAUAAGUAAGAUAACAUGGCUUCAAUAAAAGGGUUGGUGGAGCUUUUAUACUCUACAUCAGUUGGUUGUGUGUACUUGAAGGAUCAGUUUACUUCGUUGUGUUGCAGGAAAUCAGGCUUCAAUUGUUGAGGCAAAUAAAGUUUAUUUGUUGAUCCCAA
Molecule: messenger RNA, 1309 nt
Organism: Gasterosteus aculeatus aculeatus (three-spined stickleback)
Lineage: Eukaryota; Metazoa; Chordata; Actinopteri; Perciformes; Gasterosteidae
Gene: myl9b
Product: myosin, light chain 9b, regulatory
Molecular function (GO): calcium ion binding
Source: RefSeq, a predicted model, not a curated record